CAACCUCUCCUUAACGGAGAUCCAAAUCUAUGAUUAUCACGAUGAAACACCAUUGCCUUCUUCUCCUCUCUCUUAUCUUGGUGUCUUACGCUACGCGUUCGGAAGGGGCGCCGGGGGGGUGGGAGCCCAUCAAGGACGUGAAAGAGCAGCAUGUGGUGGAGAUCGCGGUGUAUGCAGUGAGUGAGUACGAUAAGCGUUCUGGUGCGAAGCUGAAGCUGGUGAGCGUGUUGAAGGGCGAGACCCAGGUGGUGGCCGGCACCAACUACCGCCUGGUGUUGAAGACGAAGGGCGGAUCCGCCACCACCAAUUACGAGGCCGUCGUGUGGGAGAAACCUUGGCUCAAUUUCAAAAACCUCACUUCCUUUAAACCCCUUCCCGCCUAGAUAACAAUCCCCAUCUUCAUUUCACUCCAGUUGAGUUGUGCUCUUUUCUCUAUUAUCAAAUCCAUUCCCACCCAAUUUCUUGUUUUUCUUCCUCAAUAAACCUGGGAUGUGCUAAGUUUGUAAUAGUUAAUGUAAUUAUUGUCGUAUAAUAUAAUGAAUUCUUCUAUCCCUCUA
Vigna angularis (adzuki bean) is the source of this 557-nucleotide messenger RNA. RefSeq names its product cysteine proteinase inhibitor 1. Gene Ontology annotation, molecular function: cysteine-type endopeptidase inhibitor activity. Lineage: Eukaryota; Viridiplantae; Streptophyta; Magnoliopsida; Fabales; Fabaceae. Bases 30 to 383 code for a protein of 117 amino acids. The record is from RefSeq and is a predicted model, not a curated record. The transcript has a single exon.